AGUGGGGUGGUGGAGGUGGGUCCGGAUGGAGGCGUCAGGUGAGGAGAAUGUUGUUGACGUGGACAAGUACGAGAUUCUGCAGCGCGUCAAAAUCCACGCGCACGAUCUCCGCAUUCUCGACCCUCUACUCUCCUACCCCUCCACCAUUCUUGCCCGUCAACGCGCCAUUCUUCUCAACUUAGAGCACAUCAAGGCUAUUAUAACGGCUCAAGAGUUAUUUCUUCGCGAUCCAUUAGACGAAACUGUUGCUCCUGUAGUUGAAGAACUCCGGAGACGACUAAAGCCAGUAAAUUGCAAUCAUGGAGAUCAAGCAGAGGGCAAAGGUGAAGUUGAAGAGUCCCCAUUUGAAGUGAAGGCCUUGGAGGUUGCUUUGGAAGCAGUUUGCAGUUACCUUGAUGCCCAGACAAGUGAAUUGGAGGCUGCUGUUUAUCCAGCAUUGGAUUUACUUACAUCUAAGAUUAGUAGCCAAAAUUUGGACAGAGUUCGCAAAUUAAAGAGUCAAAUGACAAGGUUGACAGCUCGAGUGCAAAAGGUGAGGGAUGAGAUUGAGAAACUCCUGGAUGAUGACGAUGAUAUGGCUGAUCUUUAUCUGUCCAGAAAAUCAGGCCGCGGUGGCGCAUCGUCUUCACCUGUAAGUAGUUCCUUUCUAUCUUCACCAACAGAUGGCUCAAAAAGAUGUAGGGCUAGCAGCGCAAGUAUGGCAACCUUUCAUGGGGAUUAUGAGAAUAAUGUUUUAGAGCUUGAGAUGUUACUGGAGGCUUACUUCAUGCAAAUUGAAGGAACACUCAAUAAACUGGUCACACUACGUGAAUAUACUGAUAGCACAGAAGAUUACAUAAACAUUCAGCUUGACAAUCAUCGAAAUCAGCUCAUUCAGCUAGAGCUGUUUCUGAGUUCAGGAAUGGUUGCAGUCUCUAUCUACUCUCUGGUGACUGGAAUAUUCGGUAUGAAUAUAAAAUUUACUUGGAACGAGGGCCAUGGGUAUAUGUUUAAAUGGGUACUCAUUGUUACGGGUGCUAUCAGCGCAUUGUUUUUUCUACUUAUUAUUGCAUAUGCCCGCUACAAAGGGCUUGUUGGCUCCUGAAUCUUGCCAAAUCACUCAAUCAGCGAUUUCAUGUAUAUGAUCCAGAGUACUAACAUUGUAAUAAAGCACUUCUCUAGCAAUCUCAUAUCAAGUUUAUCAGUGGAUGGAUCUACCAAGACUGUUUUCAAAAGAUUUAUAAAAACUCACAAAGAUUAAAAAUGUAUGGUACAACAACGCAUAAAUACUUGUCAUAAAAAGCAAA
Molecule: messenger RNA, 1286 nt
Organism: Ipomoea triloba (trilobed morning glory)
Lineage: Eukaryota; Viridiplantae; Streptophyta; Magnoliopsida; Solanales; Convolvulaceae
Product: magnesium transporter MRS2-I-like
Exons: 11
Coding region: 26-1084 (352 amino acids)
Biological process (GO): transmembrane transport; magnesium ion transport
Cellular component (GO): membrane
Molecular function (GO): magnesium ion transmembrane transporter activity
Source: RefSeq, a predicted model, not a curated record